CGUUAAGUUCAUAUGCGCAAGUAAGUACGGUAUUCCAAAACGCAGUUUCUUGCUUUUUUUGGUGCCAACAGCCAUUGAUGUGCAGAUGGUGGCGCUAACGCUGCACCACCGAACAAAGUGAGCGAUAUGCCAGCCGCUCGUUCAUGACCAGCGUCCAGUAAAGCUCACUUUGUAAGACACAGUCAACAUGGGCAACCAAGUGAGCACACCCGCGGCAACUGAUGCUUCUGCUAGUCAGCAAGGCGGCUGUCCAGUGCAGCAUGAUGCUAAGAAGGCGCCGGAGGGAUGCCCUGUCCAGCAUGACAAUGCCAAGAAGAUUGAGGGCUGUCCCGUGCAGCACAAUAAGAAGCCGGCAAUGACCGACGCCAUGUCCGGUGGAUGUCCGGUGGUCAAGGACGGCAAGGAGGAGAAGGAAAUCUACAAUGUUUACGGCCAGCGCAUUGACCCAACGAAUAUGAUGCCGUAUAACCCGAACCAGGACCCCAACGCCGAGCAGCGCUAUCCGCUUCCACAGGACCGCGUGCAGUCCACGAUCCCCAAGGGCGGAACCGAAGGCACGUGGCUGUACCCGUCCGAACAAAUGUUCUUCAACGCUCUUAAGCGCAAGGGUAAGGGCGAAGAUGUGCACGAAGGUGACGUGAAGGCCAUUGUGUCCAUCCACAACAACAUGAACGAGCGCGCCUGGGCGCAGGUGGAGCACUAUGAGAAGGUGUGCCACCCGGAGCUCGAGAGCUCCAAACUGCUCAAGUUCUGCGGCCGUCCGGACAAGCUCACGCCCAUUGCGUGGAUCAAGAGCAUGCUCGGAUACGGCGAGCCCUUCGACCGCCACGACUGGACUGUGCUGCGCAGCGACAACACACAGGUGCGCUACGUCAUUGACUACUACUUCGACGACGAGAAGUCCGUUCAAGACGAAGUGCCUGAGCUGCACUCUGAGAACAAAGUCAAGAGUAUCUCCAUGUACGCUCGGCCUGCUGUGGACUCCGUGGGCGCUCUGGUCGACAGAAUUAAGUUCCCUGUCAUGGGCUUCGUCAAUGGACUGAAGGGCCCCGAUCUUACUGCUCGUUCCGCUUUGGUUGAGCGUACGCAACAGGACAAGGAUGCUCCGGAGCCGCUUUCAGUGGAGGAGGUCGAACAGACGUUCGCCAAGGUCAAGGACACGUGCAAGGGCUGCAUGCAGGAGGUCAGGACUUGCAGUAACGAAAUGCAGUGCUCGCAGGCAGCGAUGGCUCUCCAACUUUGCAUGGGUCGUAUUAUCUGUCCGCCGCAGGCUGCUGCCUUCACGAAGGCUCUGGAAGGUGGCGAUGAGGCAGCAGUUGAGGCAGCUUUCGAAGCCAUGAAUACCAGUCUGGAGCAAUUCCAGGAGCGUGGAGCUAGCGCUAUGCAGGAGCAGGCUGUGCGUGAAUCUUUGGCCAAGAAGUAAGCACGCCUUGAGGAAUUGUAGGAUUCUGAAGCAGCUAAAUAACACAAUUUAGACGAUUUUUAUACCAAGUUGUA
Messenger RNA from Phytophthora nicotianae INRA-310, 1497 nucleotides. RefSeq lists its product as hypothetical. Gene Ontology annotation, cellular component: mitochondrion. NCBI's taxonomy places the organism in Eukaryota, Oomycota, Peronosporomycetes, Peronosporales, Peronosporaceae. Bases 188 to 1423 code for a protein of 411 amino acids. Gene Ontology annotation, molecular function: holocytochrome-c synthase activity. The transcript has a single exon. The record is from RefSeq and is a predicted model, not a curated record.